CCUACCAAGCAACAAAGAGAGGGGAAGAUAAGAAGGAAAGAACGCGGCAGAGAGAGAGAGAGAGAGUCGGAGUAGUAAUUGAAAAAUAAACAAUGGGGACGGAAUUGCCGCAGUACGUGGCUCUCCGGUCAAAGACCGAUGGGAAGUAUCUACACUACAUGUGGAACGAGGAGGAAUUCGGCGAGUUCUACAAGUUUUCCGGCACGAAAAAGGACGUGGAUCCGGUCAGCCCGUUCGCCAAGGUGGAGAUCGUCCCUUCCCCGGGAACUUACGGCGCCUACAUCUACCUCCGCUCCGCCUACAACAACAAAUACCUGAUCCCGGUCAAACUGCACGGCAUCAACUUCCUGUCCUUCUCCGCCGACUCCCCCAACGACGACAUGUCCCUGGUCGGCGUCUCCACCCGCUUCGAACCCUUCACGCCUUCCGACAUGCCCAACACCAUCUGGUUCCGUUACGCCGCCAACCAAACCCCUAUCUACAUCACCACCAACGAAGACGACCCGGCCCUGGACCAGCUGGCAUGCCUCUACUCUCAGGACCGAGCCUACAGGACGUACUUCGAGUACGCGGCUUGGGAGUCGUACGAGGACAAGAUGAAGGCAAAUGAGCAGGAGAUCCUGUCGCUUGGCAAGGACAACGAGAAGCUGAAGGAGCAGGUUGCGUCGGGUGACGAGGAGGUCGAGGAGCUGAAGGGUCAGGUGGCUGCCAAAGAUGGGGAGAUCCAGUCACGCGAUAAGGAGAUUCAGGAGCUGACAGACCAGGUGGCUGCCGAUGAGGGCGAUAAGGUUAAGCUGAAAGGACAGGUGGCGGCUUGGGAGACGUACGAGGAGGAGAGGAAGGCCAAACUGGCGGAGGAGAUGGAGAAGCUGCAGUCUGCCUGGGAGUCGUUCCAGUCAGAAGUCACGGCCGGGGCUGAUCCGCCUAAAGAUUGAUGGCGAUCUCCCUGGAAAUACGUGUAUCCAGUAAUAAAAACUCCAAGCUAUGGCUAUACGACAUCAGCACAAUAUGAUGCAAUUUUCUUAAUCAAUAAAUUGACUGUCUAUAGGACGAUCAUUUGGGGUUAGCUUUUCCCAUUCAUUCAGGGGAAAAAAUACAUGUAUUUAAAUUUUGUGUUGUAUCCAGUAACAUAUUAAUUAAGUACGCUCUCUCUCGAACGAAAUUUAACCUACGGAUUGAAGUUCACACAUUAUUCAAACACAUGAUCAUUUGGCAAACUGGUUGUGAUUGUCAUAAACCAGUUGGUCACAAUAACUCGAGUUGUUGGGAGAAGAUUAUGAUAGAUCUCAUACCACACUCUUACAAGCCCCCUCAAACGAAAGCCAACUCAUGGGCUUGAAGUUUGCACAGGCCCACCAUACCUUGUGCUUUUAAUCAACUGUUAAUAGUGGA
This is a messenger RNA of Linum trigynum, 1392 nucleotides long. The record is from the annotation of a GenBank genome assembly. Lineage: Eukaryota; Viridiplantae; Streptophyta; Magnoliopsida; Malpighiales; Linaceae.